Messenger RNA from Aedes aegypti (yellow fever mosquito), 900 nucleotides. RefSeq lists its product as uncharacterized. Bases 79 to 816 code for a protein of 245 amino acids. The record is from RefSeq and is a predicted model, not a curated record. NCBI's taxonomy places the organism in Eukaryota, Metazoa, Arthropoda, Insecta, Diptera, Culicidae. The transcript is spliced from 2 exons.
CGAAAUUAUAUAAGGGUACUCGAGGUCGCCCGUGAACUUCAUUAGAGAGGUGAAUCUUGGUGCGGUGAGAAAGCAAACAUGAAGUUGUUGACGUUGACGGCGAUUGCCUGUGGAUUGCUGGUCCUGGCUAGUGCCAAGCCAGCGGCGCGCAGUUAUACCAUGGAUGAACUGGCCCGUAUUGUUGAGGAGUUCCGAGUGAAGUUUGACGACCUGCACGAGGAGAAGGAUGCCUUUGUGAACUUGGCCCGUAUCAUUACCCGUGCUGAGCUGAAGCUGCUGAACGAAGCCACCGUGGACAACUUGGCUGAUGCGUGGAGCGAUAUCGAGCAUCACUUCGACGGUACGCGGAAAAUCAUCGGAGACAUGAUCAUCUUGCCGAAUGCCAACGAGGAGUGUCUGCUGGGAUUGGUUGAGGAGAUCGUUGCCGAGCGUAUUCGUGCUGCGGACGAGAUGAGCCGUUGCGCUAGCGACAAGAUCGGCAUCAAGGAAGGUCUGGCCGAUGAGUUCCGUAGCUUGGUCAACCUGUUGCAACGAAUCUCGACCGCCGCUGCCGAAUACACGCUGUACUCUUUCGCCAACCACAACUCUUUCGUCGAUCCGGAGGAGCAGAUCGAAUGGCUGGAGCGUAACUACCAGAACCAGGUGUACUUCUGGGACAACGUGGCCCGUCCCGAAGCCCAGGAGGAUCUGGACUACCUGGAGGUGAACCGUCCCUAUCUGGUUGAGGAGAACCGUCUCUGCUUGGAGCGCAUCCAGGUGCAGAUGACCGAGGUCGACCGUAGCAUCAACCAGAGGAUCAACCAGUGCGUCGUUUGAACUGGGAGAGAGAUGGUGCGGGUGUAGGAAUGUUUCAAUAAAUGAACAAGAUUGUUUUCGUUGAUUGGACGAGGUGUUACGAAA